UCUCCCUCUCUCUCACGACACCAACACUACAUAAAGCCACCGCCCCUCGAGAUACUUCGGCAAAGUUCGCGGCGUGUUGUGGCUCUGCGAAUCGCACUUGCGAAACUCCCUUCGAUCGUAGGGCGCGGAGAUCUUCUUCUUCCGGUGAAGGAUCGAGAGAGAGAGAGAGAGAGAGAUCGGAAAUGGCGAUGCCGAAGGCGAAGGAGCUCGUGUCCUCCAACCCCGUCGUCGUCUUCAGCAAAUCGUUCUGUCCCUACUGCGUCGACGUGAAGAAGCUGCUGUCUCAAUUGGGAGUCAAUUUUAAGGCCAUCGAACUGGAUCAGGAGACUGAUGGGAGUGAGGUCCAGUCUGCACUGGCCGAGUGGACCGGACAAAGGACUGUGCCAAAUGUGUUCAUUGGGGGGAACCAUAUUGGUGGCUGUGAUGCUACGACUGCAAUGCACAAGCAGGGAAAGCUCGUGCCUCUGCUGACUCAGGCAGGAGCUCUUGCUAAAGCUUAAGAAAUUUUUUAGCUAAUUGGUCGAUCAAUCUAGUAGUCAAUAAUUGCAUACUAUUUGCAUAUGGUGGUUGAGUGUCGUCUUUGGGCUCAGUUUUAUGCUCAUCGACUUGGUCUUGUUCUGUUUGACGGAGCGGCCAAUUCCAAUCGUGUGUGUUGGAGUUGUUAGACUCCUGCUGUUAAAGUUUUCUUU
Molecule: messenger RNA, 689 nt
Organism: Syzygium oleosum
Lineage: Eukaryota; Viridiplantae; Streptophyta; Magnoliopsida; Myrtales; Myrtaceae
Product: glutaredoxin
Exons: 4
Coding region: 183-500 (105 amino acids)
Biological process (GO): cellular response to oxidative stress
Cellular component (GO): cytoplasm
Molecular function (GO): glutathione disulfide oxidoreductase activity
Source: RefSeq, a predicted model, not a curated record